GCCGUGCUGCAGAGCUGACUGUAGGAAAUCGUUGGUGACUUUAUGAGCAAUGGAGGAGAUCUAUGCCAAUGUUGAAUAUGACAAACCCAUUGACCCAAGACCUUCAGCAAAUCAGACAGGUCCCAGGAGCUCUGAGAGGAGAUUUCAUGGAUCUGUUGUUUUCUGUCUGGGUCUGUUCACUGUUCUCCUGCUGGUUGGACUCAUCUGCCUCGGUGUCCACUACCGUGACUUAUCUGCAGAACUCUCCACUAUCAAUGGCAACCUGACUGAGCUUCUCCAGGCCAGUAAAGACAAGCUGUCCUCCAUGACUGAAGAGAGAGACCUGCUGAAUGCCAGCCUCACUGAAAUGACUAAAGAGGUGGACAGGCUUCAGAGAUUGUCCAAACAGAAGAAAACUUGCCCUGCAGGAUGGAAGAUGUUCAGUUGUACCUGUUAUCUCUUCUCCACUAAUUCUUAUUCUUGGGAAGAAGGCAGACAAGACUGCAGAGAGAGAGGAGCAGAUCUGGUGAUCAUAGACAGUUCUGAAGAACAGGAAUUUCUCACUAAAAACAUCAGGAAGGACACCUGGAUUGGUCUGACUGACAGAGUCAAUGAGGGCACCUGGAAAUGGACUGAUGGAACUCCACUGACUCUGGCGUACUGGUUGACAAAGCAGCCUGACAAUGGUGGUGGAGAUCCACAGUGGGGGGAAGAGGACUGUGCACAUUUGGUAGCUGGCGCAAAAAGGACAGAGAACUGGAAUGAUCUGCGGUGUGAUGACACUCUGCAAUGGAUCUGUGAAAAAAUGACUUAAGAUUUAUUGAGUUUUAUAAAUUCUGUUACUAUGUAAGUUAUGAUUACUCAAAAGGUCUUUAAUUGCAAUUACUGUAUGUGUAAAUAGAAAGAGAGAAAUAAUGUACAUCAACACUGGCUAUUAAGGAAUGGAGACCAGGAAUUAAGAUCUCACUUUUUAAAAAAAAGUUACUUCUUUUAAACACCGCUGCCUAAUGUUACCACAAAUGUUGUGGCUAACGUUAUACCGAACAUACUAUAAUGUUUGACCCUGAAUGUACUGAUUAUGAUAAUAAAACAAACUCAAUGCUUUC
Messenger RNA from Dicentrarchus labrax (European seabass), 1085 nucleotides. Its product is annotated as C-type lectin domain family 10 member A-like. Lineage: Eukaryota; Metazoa; Chordata; Actinopteri; Moronidae. The transcript has 6 exons. The coding region runs from base 50 to 793 and encodes 247 amino acids. The record is from RefSeq and is a predicted model, not a curated record.